AUGGGUUUAAUGCGGUCCGUGCUUCCAAAUGCAAAGCAAAUCUUCAAAUCACAAUCUAUGAGGAACAAAAACGGACCACCAUCAUCAACAACAACUUCAGGGCUUGUUCCUAAAGGACAUGUUGCGGUUUAUGUCGGAGAAGAGAUGGAGAACAAUAAGAGAUUCGUGGUUCCCAUUUCGUAUUUGAACCAUCCUUUGUUUCAAGGUUUGCUUAAUCGAGCAGAGGAAGAGUUCGGUUUCAAUCAUCCCGUUGGUGGAUUGACGAUUCCUUGCAGAGAAGAAACAUUCGUAGGUCUUUUGAAUUCUUAUGGUUGUAUUGUUUCAACUUGAGCAUCUUUUUUUCGGGAA
This is a messenger RNA of Brassica oleracea var. oleracea, 348 nucleotides long. RefSeq names its product auxin-responsive protein SAUR20-like. The transcript has 2 exons. Bases 1 to 330 code for a protein of 109 amino acids. Gene Ontology annotation, biological process: response to auxin. NCBI's taxonomy places the organism in Eukaryota, Viridiplantae, Streptophyta, Magnoliopsida, Brassicales, Brassicaceae. The record is from RefSeq and is a predicted model, not a curated record.